GUCAGAAGCUGGCCGUAGAGACCGGACUUCUACAGUCCCACCUGGCCCCCCUGGGAAAGCAAUGCACAAAGCCUCCUGUGUCUGGGACUGAGCUACUGAGAAGCCGAGCAGAGUUCUCACGCGUGGGCUGAGGCCCAGUUCCUGGGAGGAGAGAUGCUAGGCCACACAGGAGCUAGUACCCACACAGGCGCGCCACCAGGCUGUGACGACACCCACCUCACCCCCAGCACCUCUGGGGAGGCCGGCUGCACCAUGUCUGUGACCAGUGGGAAAACGGGGCUCUCCCUGACCCAAGAGAUCCUCAGCCACCUGGGCCUUGCCAAAAAGACUGCAGCAUGGGGGACCCUGGGCACCCUCAGGACCUUCUUGAGCUUCAGUGUGGACAAGGACGUGCAGAGGCUGCUGAGGGCCAUCGCAGGCCAGGGCGUGGACCGCGCUGCCAUUGCGGACGUGCUGACCAACCGCAGCAGAGAGCAGAGGCAGCUCAUCUCGCGAGCUUUCCAGGAGCGCACCCAGCAGGACUUGCUGCAGUCCCUGCAGGCGGCACUCUCCGGCAACUUCGAGAGGAUCGUGGUGGCUCUGCUGCGGCCAGCAGCCCAUUUUGAUGCCCAGGAAUUGAGGACAGCCUUGAAGGACUCAGGUUCUGCCGAGGAUGUGGUUGUGGAAAUUCUUGCUACCCGCACCCCACCCCAGCUGCAGGAGUGCCUGGCAGUCUACAAACACGAUUUCCAGGUAGAGGCUGAGGAGGACAUCAAAUCUGAGACCAGUGGCACUUUGCAGAACCUGUUCCUGGCUCUGGCCAAGGGGGGGCGUGAGAGCUGCUCUGAAAUCAUUGACUAUAACCUCACAGAACAGGAUGUCCAGGCACUGAAGCAAGCUGAAGGACCCGGCACAGAGGGCACAUGGGUCCUUAUCCUCACUCAGCGAAAUCCUGAGCACCUUGUCCGAGUAUUUGAUCAGUACCAGCGGUGCACUGGGCGUGAGUUGGAGCACACUGUCCGGAACCGUUUCCAUGGAGAUGCCCAGAUGGCUCUGCUCAGCCUAGCCUCAGUGAUCAGGAACACAGCACUCUACUUUGCCGACAAACUUCAUCAAGCCCUCCAGGGAACUGAGCCCAAUUACAAAGUCCUGAUGCGCAUCCUUAUAUCUAGAAGCGAGACUGACCUGCUAAGCAUCCGAGCUGAGUUCAAAAAGAAAUUUGGGAAGUCCCUCUACUCUUCCCUCCAGGAUGCAGUGAAAGGGGACUGCCGUCCAGCCUUACUAGCGCUGUGCAGGGCUGAAGACCUUUGAGACCACUCCGCCCCUCCGUCCACACACACAGUCAGGGAUCUGAGAUCCCAUGUUUGGCUGAGCCUGCAGGAGACCAGCUGGGCCAGAAAUAGAAUUGCAUGUUCGAGCUUCUUCCUGAGGCUGGAACUCAAAGUUUUCUUUUAAAUCCUUUAAUUUCUCUCAUCUCAAAGUGAUACUUGCUACGGUGGUCAGUGGUACGGGCUGUGAAAGCAUUCACAAGGAGAGGAAGGUGUAAAGAAUCAAGUUUUUAUUCACUCUCCAA
Phyllostomus discolor (pale spear-nosed bat) is the source of this 1552-nucleotide messenger RNA. RefSeq names its product annexin A9 (gene ANXA9). The coding region runs from base 154 to 1290 and encodes 378 amino acids. Gene Ontology annotation, cellular component: cytoplasm. Gene Ontology annotation, molecular function: calcium-dependent phospholipid binding; calcium ion binding. Lineage: Eukaryota; Metazoa; Chordata; Mammalia; Chiroptera; Phyllostomidae. The transcript is spliced from 14 exons. The record is from RefSeq and is a predicted model, not a curated record.